CUGUCCUGUGUCUUUGUGCCCUCUCUCUUGGUAGACACGAGGCCCUGAAUGGCAGAGGAGAAUCACACCUCGGUGGCCGAGUUCAUUCUUGAGGGCCUGACUGACCAACCAGAGAUGAAGGCAGCCCUCUUCGUGGUGUUUUUGCUCAUAUACAUCAUCACCCUUUUGGGCAACAUGGGGAUAAUCAUCAUCAUCCGAGGUGACCCCCGGCUCCACACAUCCAUGUACUUCUUCCUUGGCAGCCUCUCGGUGGUGGACAUCUGCUUCUCUUCUGUGAUUGCCCCCAGGACUCUGGUGAACUUCCUAUCGGAGAGGAGGACCAUUCCUUUGCUGGGCUGCACAGGCCAAACCUUCUUUUACAUUGUUUUUGUGACCACUGAGUGCUUCCUGCUGGCUGUCAUGGCAUAUGACCGGUACGUGGCCAUCUGUAACCCACUGCUCUAUUCCUCCAUUAUGACUCGGAGGCUGUGUGUGCAGCUGGUGGUGGGGUCCUACAUUGGGGGCAUCCUGAAUGCCAUCAUACAGAUGACCUUCAUCAUCAGGCUGCCCUUCUGCAGCUCCAAUGUCAUCAAUCACUUCUUCUGUGAUGUUCCUCCCCUCCUGGCUCUGUCCUGUGCCAACACCUACAUCAACGAGAUGAUCCUCUUCUCCUUAGCUGGUGUCAUCGAGCUCAGCACCAUCUCCAUCAUCCUGGUCUCAUACAUCUUCAUCUUCUGUGCCAUCCUGAGGAUCCGUUCAGCUGAAGGUAGGCAAAAAGCCUUCUCCACCUGUGUGUCCCACCUGACAGCUGUGACCCUGUUGUAUGGGACGACAAUUUUCAUGUACUUGCGCCCCAGCUCUAGUUACUCCCUGAACACAGAUAAGAUGGUCUCCGUCUUCUACACAGUGGUGAUCCCAAUGCUGAACCCACUCAUCUACAGCCUGAGGAACCAGGUGGUGAAGGAUGCACUGAGGAGAAGAGCAGAAAAAAUCACUGUUGGGGUCUGAGCAGAGUUAAUGACACAGGAGCCGGCGAAGACAUUGGAAAACCACAAAUGCACACAGUGUCAUAGACCAGGACUCAGGCCACCUGGCUGCGAAGCUUUGAUUCAGGCUGUGGAGCCUCUGUCCAUGCAGGUGUUCCAAACAUGUCUGAACGAGGCCAUGUGCAAUCAUUUAGUGUAAGGUCAGCCCUGAUUUGAGCAGGAGAUGGGAUUCUUUUGAUCAGAAAGGACAUGUGGGAGGCCUCUAGUCCUAUGAGUGCCAAGUUAUAUGCAUUCACAUGUGUGUGUAUCCAUAAAAAUGCAGCAAUUCCAUAUUAUACAACAUAUUUAUUAUAUUCCUUUGUGUCCACAUACACAUUUGUUACUGA
Molecule: messenger RNA, 1351 nt
Organism: Anas platyrhynchos (mallard)
Lineage: Eukaryota; Metazoa; Chordata; Aves; Anseriformes; Anatidae
Product: olfactory receptor 5AR1
Biological process (GO): G protein-coupled receptor signaling pathway
Cellular component (GO): membrane
Molecular function (GO): G protein-coupled receptor activity; olfactory receptor activity
Source: RefSeq, a predicted model, not a curated record